AUCGAACAUAGUUUUUUUCCAUAGACCUCAACACAGAGAAACACAACCCAUCAAAAUAUUUUGAUCCAACGGUUUAUGGUCAUCCACGUGUCGCUUCAUCCCUUUGAUCCACAUUUUCUAUCAUUUUCUUUUUCCUUUUCUGUCAUUUUUCAAUUUUUUUGGGGUAUUUUCAAUUUUUUCAAUAUAAACUCUGUGAAACCAGAAAGAAACCCUAAUUUUCUCUCGCGGUUAAAAAUAACAAGAGAAAAAAAAAGAGGAAUAGAAAUUAUAUUCUUUUUUAUUUUCAAUUUCAAACGAUUCAGUUAGGGUUUCAAAUCGGCGACAUAGGAAUUUUCAAACCCUAAUAAUCUAUGAAUUGGGGCUUUUGAUCUUCGUGACAUGGAAUGAAUCGGCUAUUGCGUAAGAUCUGAAGAAAAUGCAUGUUGCAUUAUGUAUGAUGGAAUGUGAAAUUUUGGGUAGUGGUGUGUGUGAUGGAAUGUGAAAAUUAGGUGAAAUUUGGUCUGGGGGGGUUUGUACUGUUGAUUAUUGUUCAUGGAAGGUAGGGAAGAUAACUCUAAUGGUGCUGAAGUUCCUAAGAAAUCAAGAUCUUUGGAUCUUAAAAGUUUAUAUAAUUCAAAAUUGACAGAAGAGGCUCUGAAGAAAAGCUCGAAGAGGAAGGGUAGUGGUAGUACUGGGGGUGGUGAGGAGAGGAGGAAUAAAAGAAAGAAGGCUAGAAAGGAAGUGUCUUUAAGUAGUUUAGAAAAUGCUGAUGGUAGUGGGAAGAAGGUUGUUGAUGAAGUAAGUGAGAAAGGGCCAAGUUCUGGUGGGGACGAUUUGGGUGAACUGGAAUUGGGAGUGAAUGAAGGAAUUAAUAGCAGUAGUGGGCUUAAUGGAGUUUUGGUAGGUGUUGCUAGUGAUGUUUGUAUUCCUAAGCGUAAGAGGACUUUAGUGGGCCGGAAGAAAUUUGAUCAUGGUCAAUCAUCGAAUCCUGUAGAGGAUCCUGCUCAGGAGUUUGGCCAUGAUGAUCUGGUGCCUAAGUUAGGUAGUGAUGAUUCAGGUAGGGCAGUUCAAUCUUCAAAGACUAAUUUGAAGAAAUGUUUUGACGAGUUUAAGGAAAAUAGGAAUAGUGAUUCAAAUUCAAUUUCAGUUCAGCGUGUCAAGGAGAACGGGGAUCAUGUCCCUAACUCUUUUGUAAAUAGUGGGCAUUCAUCUUUAAAAAAGUCAAAAAAGAAGGAUAGGAAGCAAAAGGCUCUGGCUUCAGAUAAACCUAGGGUUUCCAAGGAGGGCGAGCCUUUGAUUGAUAGCGGUACAAUAUCUGUUGAUUUGCGUGAAGAUGAUGAGGAAAAUCUUGAGGAGAAUGCAGCAAGGAUGCUUUCUUCAAGGUUUGAUCCAAGCUGUACUGGGUUUUCUUCUAGUAGCAAGUCUUCUCCCCUGCCAUCAGCAAAUGAUUUGUCCUUUUUGCUACCUUCAAGUCGAAAUAUUGUUAAUCAUGGCUCAAAGUCUCGGUCGGGUUCAGAAUCAGCUUCAGUUGAUACCGCCGGCAGACAUUUGAGGCCAAGGGCACAAUGCAAAGAUAAGGAAAAGAAGUCCAGGAAGAGGCGCCAUUUUUAUGAAAUUCUGCCUGGUAAUGUAGAUGCAUAUUGGGCACUGAAACGUAGAAUUAAAGUAUUUUGGCCUUUGGAUCAGAGUUGGUAUUAUGGCUAUGUCGAUGAUUAUGACGAGGAGAAAAAGCUUCACCAUGUCAAAUAUGAUGACCGAGAUGUAGAAUGGAUUGAUCUCCAAACUGAGAGGUUCAAACUCUUGUUACUUCGUAAUGAAGUUCCUGGACGUACAAAGGGGAGAAGGGAUUUGACAAAAAGUAGAAGGUCUGAUCAGCAAAAUGGAAGCAAGUCCAGAGAAGAAAGGCAGGGAGAAGUGAUUAAGGACGAUGAUAGCUGUGGUGGGAGCUCUAUGGACUCGGAGCCUAUAAUUUCGUGGUUUAAUCGAUCUUCUCAUCGGCUUAAGUCAUCUUCUAAUCACGGCAUUAAGAAACAGAAAACUUCUGUGACACAUCCAAGUACAACCUCAUCAUUGCUAUAUGAUGAACCUGUUUCAGUAAAGGGAAAUGCAACUAAAAAUUCCUCUAGGGGUGUUACAAAUAAUUUGUCUCGUGGUUCUUUAUCACAAGAUAAGUUAGGUGAUAAUUUGAGGGAGAAUUCCUCAUUGCAAAGCGCCACUCAAAUUAAAGAUCGCAAACAGCCUGCUGUAUAUGUUAGGAAGCGGUUUCGAAGGUCAGCUCCAAUGUCGCCUCCUGUGCCCAAAGAGAAACACAUCAUUGUAAGUACACCCUGUUCUAUUUCCUGUGAUCAUGUGGUUGGUGGGAUUCAGAAUGUAAAAGAACCAAGUGGCAGGAUGUUUGAGGGGCCGCUGUGGUUCAAUUACAAUGAGGGAGUAUCAAAAGUGUUUUGGGACAUGGGGUCAGCAUCAUUCAAAUUUGACUUACACUUUCCUAUAAGGCUGAUAUUAAAAGAAGCGUUUCAAUCCGAAAAUUUGUGGGUUCUCUAUGCUGUUUUUCUGCUUCGGUAUGGUACAGUUGUGACGAAGUGGCCAAGAGUUUGUUUGGAGAUGCUUUUUGUUGAUAAUGUGGUUGGGUUGAGAUUUCUAUUAUUUGAAGGCUGCUUGAAGAUGGCUGCAACCCUUGUCUUUUUUGUCCUCACGGUUUUCCAUCAACCUGCUCCCUUGGGGAGUAGUGACUUGCACUUGCAGCUUCCGUUUACAUCUAUUGGAUUCAAGCUUUCCAGUCUUCAUGCGAUCAAGCAGCCACUUGUGUUUGAACUAUAUAAUUUCUCCAGAUUGAAGAAUUCAAAUUGGGUGUGCUUGGAUUCUAAGCUCAAGAGGCACUGCCUACUCAGUAAGCAGCUCCAUCUAUCUGAAUGCACAUACGAUAACAUCCAGGCACUUCAGCGUGGAUCAAAUGAGUCCACCGCAGCUUCCAUCAGUGAGCCCUCAUCAAUCAAGGUAGUGAGGAAGAGGAGUAGGCCAGGGAUUAACAUCAUGGGUGUUUCCAAAGCGUCCUCUCGAGUUGAUACUCACCAAUCUUCUGAUGUCGGCGAGAGGAAGCUUCCUCCAUUUGCUCUUUCUUUUGCUGCUGCACCUUCAUUUUUUCUCUGUUUGCAUCUUAAGUUGCUGAUGGAGCAGUCGGCAGCUCAUAUAGGCUUUUAUAAUCAUGUACCAGCAGAUGACCAGGAAGAUUCUGGCUUGGUGACAGGUGACUAUUCCAACAUGGAUGAUAGCUCUAACAGGAAUUCAGAGAUUAUGCAGCGGAAAGAUACGGCUACUUUGUCAAAUGGUGCUGCAGGUGAUGGAUUGUUGUGUGCUGGGUUAGAUCAAUUAGCCGGUACAUCUACCUGUGGUGAUCGAGUUGUCUCUCAUAAUGACCAGAAUAUUGGUCUUCAUGGGACUGAAAUUUCUAUUUCCCAUGGUUCUGAGAGGCUUGGUAAUAUCCACUCACCAGCAUCACAAUCCAGUCAUUCAGCAAAAAUGCUAGGAUCAUUACCUUCAAGUUCUUCGAUACACCAGGAUAAGGCAGGCGAUGGUUCUCGUUCUUUUAAUGGUGAUCUCCAUGUCCAAAUUCCUUCAGUUGAUGAAUUUGAGAAACCUAAUGCUCAACAGUCUCCUGAUUUGUCUUGGAACAUGAAUGGAAGUGGUAUUCCAAGCUCCAAUAGAACUGCUCCAAGAAGUUCUUAUCGGAACCGGAAUAAUUCGUUGUCAUUGGGAUUCCAGUCACAUGCAUGGUCUGACGGCAAGACUGACUCUCUUUACAACGAUUUUAGCAAUGGACCCAAAAAGCCGCGUACCCAAGUAUCAUAUUCAGUACCAUUUGCAGGGUAUGAAUUAAAUUCAAAGCACAGAAUCAAUAAUCAGAAAGGGCUUCCUAACAAACGAAUUAGAAAGGCCAGUGAAAAGAAGCCCUCAGAUGUUGCUAGGGCCCCUGAAAAGAAUUUUGAAUGCUUAUCUUGUGAUGCAAAUGUCUUGAUUACAGUUGGUGAUAAAGGGUGGAGAGAAUAUGGCUCCCGUGUUGUAUUGGAGCUGUUUGAACAUAAUGAGUGGAAACUCUCUGUAAAACUUUUAGGAGUUUCAAGGUAUUCAUACAAAGCACAUCAGUUUAUGCAGCCUGGAUCAGCAAAUCGUUAUACACAUGCAAUGAUGUGGAAAGGAGGGAAGGAUUGGACAUUGGAAUUUUCUGACAGGAGUCAGUGGGCUCUAUUCAAGGAGAUGCACGAGGAAUGCUACAACCGGAACCUCCGUGCUGCUUCAGUUAAAAACAUACCUAUUCCUGGUGUUCACUUGAUAGAAGAAAAUGAUGAUAAUGGAUCCGAGGUAACUUUUGUUCGGAGCUCUAUGUAUUUCCGACAGCUUGAAACAGAUUUUGAGAUGGCUCUCGAUCCAUCCCGGGUUCUGUAUGACAUGGAUAGCGAGGACGAGCAAUGGUUUUCAAACAUUCGAAAUUCUGAAAUGUACAAUGGUGACUUGAAUGGGAUCACAGAGGAGAUGUUUGAGAAGACAAUGGACUUGCUUGAAAAGGCUGCAUUUGCUAAGCUGCGUGAUCAGUUUACACCAAAUGAAAUAGAGGAACUCAUGCUUAAUGUUGGGCCUUUGUGUAUAGUCAAAAUCAUUUAUGACCAUUGGCACCAGAGAAGGCAGAAGAAGGGAAUGGCUUUAAUACGGCACUUUCAGCCACCUAUGUGGGAACGAUAUCAACAGCAACUGAAGGAGUGGGAAGUAGCCGUGACCAAGAAUAACCUUUCUUCUAACGGAUGCCAGGAUAAGGGUGCAACUUUGGAGAAGCCACCUAUGUUUGCUUUCUGUUUGAAACCAAGAGGUUUGGAGUUACAGAACAAGGGAUUAAAACAUCGAUCUCAAAAGAAAAUAUCAGUCUCUGGGCAUACAAACAAUUUUCGAUAUCACGAUGGCUUCCACACUACUGGAAGAAGACCAAAUGGCUUAGCAUUUUCUGAUGAAAGGUUUGUAUACCCAGGCCAUAGUUAUGAUUCUUUGGACGAUUCUCCAUUGCCUCUGACAUCACCAAGAGUAUUCUCCCCUCAGGAUGUUGCCAGCAUGAAAUAUUAUUCUAUGAGCAAUGAUACAUACUACAAAAAUCAUAUGCAGAAACCUCACAAAAGCAAGUCCAAGAAACUUGGGUCAUUUAUAUAUAAUAAUGAUUCACGGAUGCCAACUUCUUACGGUCAGGGUAUGCCAGUGUCAGAAAAAAGAAACGGGGUUCGAUCAAACUUGGUCAAUUAUGACAUAGCAGGUCACAGGCAGUACAUAGCAGAUGGCACUCACAAGCAUAGGAUUGAACAAUUGAAUGGUCCAGCCCAAGCAGAGUAUAGACGGCGAGAAGCAGAAAAUGCUGCUCUGCAUGCACGCAAGACAGCUAAGUUUAAGAGACACAAGGCUGAAAAAUUGCUUUCUAGAGCAGAUGUAGCAACUCACAGGGCUAUGGUUGCUCUUAUGACUGCUGAAGCAAAGAAAGCUUCCGACGAAGCGGUUGGUGAUGGUAGGUAGACCAACAGCUGAGCCUUUGAUAACUUCAAUAAUCUUUUUUGUCUGGAAAUGGAGCUGCGAAGAGGAGAUUUUAUUGCUGCAAAGUUAAUCUCCCUUUCAUUGUUAAUCUGAACUUUUUUUUCCAGCUUGAGAUCUGCUCUGUUCAGAUUUACUGUUGCAUUGAUCUCACGGUAUAGGUCUUUUGAGUUUUUGGCUGCCUAUAUUUGUACAGAUUCUCCCCCCUCCCCAUUUGGCAUUUGUGCCCUCCUUCCUUAUCCUUCCCCUUCUCAGUUUCAAAUAUUCAACAUGAAAAUAGAAAUUGGCCAAAUAAUACAACACCGGGUUUGAACGAAAA
This is a messenger RNA of Trifolium pratense (red clover), 5860 nucleotides long. RefSeq lists its product as uncharacterized. Lineage: Eukaryota; Viridiplantae; Streptophyta; Magnoliopsida; Fabales; Fabaceae. The record is from RefSeq and is a predicted model, not a curated record. The transcript is spliced from 5 exons. Gene Ontology annotation, cellular component: piccolo histone acetyltransferase complex. Bases 532 to 5526 code for a protein of 1664 amino acids. Gene Ontology annotation, biological process: regulation of transcription by RNA polymerase II.